Messenger RNA from Cooperia oncophora, 798 nucleotides. The record is from the annotation of a GenBank genome assembly. Lineage: Eukaryota; Metazoa; Nematoda; Chromadorea; Rhabditida; Trichostrongylidae.
AUGCUGCAAGACUAUCAGGUAACUUAUCAACUAAAGAUCCUGACCACUGCAUUCUUCUCGGUCACCAUGCUUGGGAGAUCGCUCAACCGUUUGAAGUGGCUGGCUCUCAUUCUGCUUACAGGAGGAGUUGCACUCGUUCAGAUGCCAGCUGGAGGCGCAGCCAAAGGAAGCACAGCUGGCAAUACUUCAGAUAAAAUCGUUGGACUGCUGGCUGUUUUAGCAGCAUGUUUUUCAAGUGGUUUUGCUGGUGUAUAUUUCGAGAAAAUCCUGAAAACCACAAAUGUUUCGCUAUGGAUGCGUAAUCUUCAACUAGCGUUCUUCUCUAUUUUUGGAGGUUUCCUGAUGUGCUGGCUGUACGAUUAUGAGGCCAUUCAGAAAGAUGGUUUUCUUCAAGGAUACAACAAUAUUAUUUGGACCGUUGUCAUGCUCCAGGCCUACGGUGGUUUGGUGAUUGCGUUGGUGGUGAAGUAUGCAGACAACAUUCUCAAAGGUUUCGCUGUAUCGCUCUCAAUUAUUCUAUCGUCAUUCGCUUCAUGGUUCUUCUUGGGCGACUUCACACCGUCGUUAGACUAUGCGUACUGUCCUCUGAGAAGUUGUGUGCGUUAUCUAGAAGGCAUAGCGAUAAUGUGCGCGUUACUGGUUGAGGGGUUUGGACCGCGAUCUCGACGCAGUUUAAUGCAGACUGUCUUGAGGAUACUUCAAAAACUGAUGUUUGCUGCUGGCGCCACUACCGUGAUUGUGUCAACUUUUAUGUACGGGUAUGAGCCGAAAACUGCCAAACCGCCACACACAGCGUAA